Messenger RNA from Dichomitus squalens LYAD-421 SS1, 922 nucleotides. RefSeq lists its product as uncharacterized. The transcript has 5 exons. The coding region runs from base 139 to 411 and encodes 90 amino acids. Lineage: Eukaryota; Fungi; Basidiomycota; Agaricomycetes; Polyporales; Polyporaceae. The record is from RefSeq and is a predicted model, not a curated record.
CUGGAGUCCUAUCUGUCAAACGAAUAAAAAUGGUUGCGCCCUGAAACCUAAAUAGCCAGAUUGAGACUGAGCUCUGUUAAGCUUCGUUCUCCGUGCGGCUACCAUGAGAAGCCUUGCCCGGCCCGGAAGUGCUUCAUCAUGGAUAGACUGGGACAAUCAGAGAUCCCAGGAUCACGGCUUCCGGUUGUAUCCGCUCUCGCCAGUCCAUUUAGUCCGCCCUGGAAAGAUCUGCGAUCUAGGCCAUCGUCGCUCCCUGGUGAUUCAACUGCCGCGAAGGCCUUUCCUCCGGCGCACCGACGCAGCGCCGUCCUCAGGAACAUGAACGUUUCACGAAGGUUUUACGUGCUCCAAAUCUUAGCACUUUGCUGCUUUCUGGCACUGCGCAGCGCGCCUCAGAAGGUUUGUUGUUAGACGUCGAACGAGUGCAUGGAUCCCAGGUGCGUCCUCGCGUAGCAAACUUACAUGCAUCCUCUUAUGCAUUCCGCAUGCGCGUCCAAUUCGCCUGAGACAUUUUGGCAGCGCACUCAAAGGCGUGGUCACUGCACUCCUAGUGCGGUGUCUUGGCUGACUAUUUUAGGGAGUCGACACGCCGCUGAGAACGAUCCACCUCGUUGUGAAACGGCCUAGUCGAUUCUAAACUCUAAACGAAGGCCCGCCGGCGGACAGUUUGCAGGACACCAGCAUGGCUUUGUGCUGUGAUGAAUAUGGAUUAAAGCGUCUUUCCAUCUGUCCUUUGCUCUGAGAUCGCUACGCUCCUCGGUUCUUAGCAAUCCGUCAACUGGUCGAUCGGUCGUACCAUGAGAGCAACCGGUCAUCUCGUCAUUGGGAUGAACGUGGUACUGGUUGUACAUAUUCACAACCUGGUGUCCCGUCCUUCCAGCAAUGCAACAUAAUCUUCUUGUUUACCUACCUGGAACCCUGU